Nematostella vectensis (starlet sea anemone) is the source of this 1379-nucleotide messenger RNA. RefSeq names its product GATA zinc finger domain-containing protein 1. The record is from RefSeq and is a predicted model, not a curated record. Gene Ontology annotation, biological process: regulation of DNA-templated transcription; chromatin organization. Gene Ontology annotation, molecular function: zinc ion binding; sequence-specific DNA binding. NCBI's taxonomy places the organism in Eukaryota, Metazoa, Cnidaria, Anthozoa, Actiniaria, Edwardsiidae. The transcript has 4 exons. The coding region runs from base 131 to 808 and encodes 225 amino acids.
AGCAUGCGCUUUUUUGUCACAAAAUCCAAAAUGGGGGAAAACAUUGCUUAUUCCAUUUAGAUAUUUGUCUUGUGGACAUUUGGAGUUCUUAGCAAUAGUUACUACUGUUGAAAGGACUAUUCCCGUUACAAUGCCAUUAGGGCAGAAUGCUCAAUGCUUUGCGUGUAAAAUCAACGAAUCGUUAAUGUGGCGAAAGGGCGCAAAUGGUGAAAUUCUUUGUAAUUGUUGUCACCUGAAACGAGUCAAUGCGAGCACAAGAACUCAAAGGCAGAGCUCCAAGGAGAGUAGAAAAUUAGUUGCAAGGAUUAAGGCUAGCUCACGGAAGGGACAUCAUAAUGGCAAAUCCGGCGACAAGACAAGGGAAAAGAAUCGAAGAACUCUCGCCAAGUUAAAGCGAAAGCCAUACAAAUCUCCUACUGGCGUGGCAACUGUUGUUGCUUCUAACAAAGUCUAUUACAAAAAUAUACUUUACCAAGUUGGUGAUGUCAUCUCAAUAGAGGAUAUUGAUGGCGGGCUUUACUAUGCACAAAUCAGGGGCUUUUUGCAGGAUGAGUAUGCUGUCAAAAGUGCUGUGAUAACCUGGCUUGUUCCAACAGUACCACAUCCUCCCCACUUUGAUCCAGCAAUUUUUUUACCAGGCCCAGAAGAAGACACGCCCAGACCAAUGGAAUGCAUGGAAUUUGUUUGCCGAGCACCCACAGAACUUUUCAAGGCUAGAAGAGACCAUCCUCCAUUUGUGAGACCAAGGCAUCCAGAUCUAAGUGAACUCACAUCAGCUGCAGAGCUUGUGUUGCAACCAUUUUCAUAAAAAAAAACAUAAAUAAAAGCUACACCCUAGCAAGAGUUUCUAUGGAUUUCAGGUUUAAAUACAGUGUAGUAGAGUGGUGACCCCACAUCUUUUCUGGUGUCAUAUUCUGACCAGUCACAAGCAAUUGCAUGACCUACACAGUAUACAACUCUGCAGGUGACUAACUUGGUCAAACAAAUAAUCAUUGCUUGUUCUAAUGUUUUAGUAUUAAAAUGCUUGCUAUGCAAGAUACUGUAAAUGAAUACCAAAACCAAAAAAGAAAUGUCCUUAUCAGCACUUUACAGCUUAACUUCACAACUUGUAAAGACUUUGAUUGAACUUGAAUUUUCUAGUAACAGGGAAAGACCAAAGAAACUAUAUAUAAGCAAAAGAACACUCCUGGUUAAGUGAGUUUUUCAAGAUUUUAUGUAUUUUAGGCUUAGUUUGCAGAGUAUGUAACUGAACGCUGUGCAAUCUAGCUCACAAAACUUGUUCUUGCUCAGUCAAAACAAAUGUACAGUUUUAAAAAUGUUCUAUACUUCCUUCAUAAAGACAGCAUAUUAUGUAUAAGUAAAAAAUUAAUGUGAAGUUA